Leptonychotes weddellii (Weddell seal) is the source of this 334-nucleotide messenger RNA. The record is from RefSeq and is a predicted model, not a curated record. Lineage: Eukaryota; Metazoa; Chordata; Mammalia; Carnivora; Phocidae.
AUUCGGGAAUACCCCAUUGAUGUCCAAAGCAACCAGCUGCCUUUUCUGCGGAAUCCGGAUAUCCUGGUGGGAGAAAAUGACCUAACUGCCCUUAGCUACCUACACGAGCCUGCAGUUUUGCAUAAUUUAAAGGUCCGUUUCCUGGAGUCGAACCAUAUCUACACUUACUGUGGUAUCGUGCUUGUUGCCAUUAAUCCUUACGAACAGUUGCCAAUCUAUGGUCAAGAUGUCAUCUAUGCCUACAGCGGCCAAAACAUGGGGGACAUGGACCCCCACAUCUUUGCUGUGGCGGAAGAAGCCUACAAGCAGAUGGCCAGGUAAGAAGAACCUCAGU